AUGAUCAUCACUACAAUUUGUGGAAAUGGUAUUGCUAAGUAUUCAGGUGAUGAUGGACCAGCAAAUUUGGCUACCUUAAAUAGCCCAAGCUCAAUUGCCUUUUCAAGUAAUAACGAAUUAUUGAUUGCAGACACUUUGAAUAUGAGAAUUAGAAAAAUUGCACAAAAUGGUAUGAUUUACACAAUUGCUGGAAAUGGAACCCAAGGAUACGAUGGCGAUGGAAAUUUAGCAAUUGCAUGUACUUUAAACAAACCCAUGGGUUUGACUCUCACUGCACAAGAUGACAUUUUGAUUGCUGACACUAACAACCAUGUCAUUCGAAAGGUAACCAUUGCUACAGGCUUAAUUGACACCAUUGUAGGCAGUGGUGUGUCAGGUUUUUCAGGAGAUGGUUCACUUGCGAUAAACGCCCAAUUAAAUUCUCCAAUAGGACUUGCAAUAACUGUCUCUGAGUUAUAUAUUGCAGACAAUGGUAAUCGAAGAGUAAGAAAAGUGACCUUUGCGAACAAUGUCAUUUCAACAAUAGCUGGAAGAGGUCAAGAAGCGUUAUUUGAUGGAGAUUUGGUACCUGCAGAUAUGACAAAUUUGGCAAGUCCUUUAGGUGUCAGCUUGUCAUUGGAUGGUCAAAGUGUCCUUGUCAGUGACUUUGGACAUCAACGAAUUCGAAGCGUGAAUUUGAAAAAUGGAAGAAUAAUUGACACCAUUGCAGGAAAUGGAAAGGCCAAUUUCAGUGGAGAUGGAGGACCUGCAAAAAGUGCUUCCAUAAAUUACCCUUCUGGAAUUUUCAUUCAAUCGAAUGGAGAUCUUUUGAUUGCUGACACUUUCAAUCACAGAAUUCGACAAGUGAGUGCUGGCAAUCAAAUGAUUACAACCAUUGCUGGAACUGAUUCAACCUUUGGAGAAGGAAAUACAAAUUCUCAGAAUUCCAUGUUGAAUUAUCCAAAUGGGAUUGCCGUUUCGUCCACGACUAAGGAAAUUUAUAUUUGUGACACACGUCAUCAUCGAAUUCGUAAAAUUGACUCAAGUGGCAAAAUUUCGACAGUGGUUGGAACUGGUGUGGUAGGUGACAGCGGUGCCGAUGGAGUCACUCCUGGAACCUUGGCUCAAAUCAACACUCCAAGAGGAAUGACCAUUUCAGAAGCCACUAAUGAAAUCUACUUUGCAGAUUCUCUCAAUCACAAAAUUAAGAAAAUUAAUGGAAAUACUGGAACUGUGAUCACUGUGGCUGGCAAUGGACAAUUUAAUUUCUCAGGAGAUGGCGGCUUGGUUGUCGAUGCAUCUUUGGGAGCUCCUACCGAUGUGGAGAUGAGUGUGGCCACGAAUGAACUGUACAUUGCAGAUUCCAAAAACAUUCGAAUUCGAAAAGUGAAUUUAACCUCGGGCAUGAUCACAACCAUUUCUGGAAAUGGAACAUUUGCAAACGAUCCAGCGAGUGGUGACAUGGGAAAUGCACAAAAUGCGCUCUUCAGAGAACCUAAUAGCAUCUCUGUUUCUUCCUCUGGCAAUGAACUUUACAUUGCAGAUCCUUACAGUAACAGAAUUAGAAAAAUUGAUUUCAUCACUUGA
Messenger RNA from Naegleria fowleri, 1566 nucleotides. RefSeq lists its product as uncharacterized. NCBI's taxonomy places the organism in Eukaryota, Heterolobosea, Eutetramitea, Acrasida, Naegleriidae. The transcript has a single exon. Gene Ontology annotation, molecular function: protein binding. The record is from RefSeq and is a predicted model, not a curated record. The coding region runs from base 1 to 1566 and encodes 521 amino acids.